This is a messenger RNA of Cyanistes caeruleus (blue tit), 998 nucleotides long. NCBI's taxonomy places the organism in Eukaryota, Metazoa, Chordata, Aves, Passeriformes, Paridae. The record is from RefSeq and is a predicted model, not a curated record.
UAUUUUCCCUGUGUUGUAUUUUCAGUUAUUGGGAAACUUUCUCCAGUGGUAUGGAAUCCUUUCAAACAAAACUCUGCAGGAGCUGUCCAUAGAUGGAUUGCUAAAUAGAUACAUUCUUAUGGCUUUUCAAAACUCAGAGUAUGGAGAGGACAGCAUUAAGAAAGCUCAAAGUGUAAUUGCUUGCUUCCCUAAGCAGUGGUUCACUAAUCUAACAGGAGACAAGACUAUUUCCCAGCUAGAAAACUUCUGUAGAUACCUUGUUCACCUGGCUGAUACAAUUUACAGAAACAGCAUUGGUUCCUCUGAUGUAGAGAAGAGAAAUGCAAGGGAGCACAUCAAGCAGAUCAUAAAGCUUCUAGCAAGUGUCCGAGCCCUGGAUCAUGCCAUUACUGUUGCAAAUGAUCACAAUGUAAAAGAGUUCAAGAUUCUAAUAGAAGGAAAAUAGACUUUUACCACCACUCAUUUUAAGCUUUAAAACCAUUCCUGAUGUGUAAUUUAUGUACAUAUGUAAAGUUUCUUAAACUGUAAAGUAUUGAUCUUUGUUUUAAUACAAAGUGCAUUCUUAUAUACAGCAUCCUUAAAAAUAAAAUCAUUGACUUCAUUGAAAACAGAAAUGGAAUCCCAAGGUUGUCAUCUUUCUAGAAACCAGAUUUUCCCUCAGGUUUCUCAAAAUCUUGUUCACAAAAAUACUUUGUGCCCUUAAUCAGUGGUCAUCUACUCCUGUUAAUUGUUCCAUGGUUAACUGGAAUGUAUAGAAUAGAUUGUGUAAUACAAUGUAUGCAUAUAUUUAUACCACCAUGUUGCUUUCACACUGGAUAUAGAGAUGUUGUACUGUUGCAACAAGCUUUUCAUUUGCUAAAAAAUACUUAUUUUGACAAUAAAAUGAUCAUAUUAUUGGUCAAAAGGGGUGGUAAAAGAUUCAAAUAUGUGAAAAGUCACAAGUUGAAGAGUAGGGACACAUUGAAGUGGAUCCUGACCUUUAAAAAGCAUCUGUGCAC